AUGCCCGACGUAUUGUUGGUCUCUCGACCUACUUAUCUCGGAACCUUUAUGAUGCUUUUGGUUCUGAACUCCUUCAUUUGGGCAUUCUGGAAGGUUAUAUUAUACCCCAAAUUUUUCUCCCCGUUAAGACAUUUGCCGUCUCCAAAGGGUGGUAGUUGGUGGAAUGGCCAAUACAGGCGAAUAUCAAGAGAGGCCACCGGCGCGCCUGCGCUGGACUGGAUCAAUAGCAUACCACACAAUGGUAUGCUGCGAUAUUUAGGUCCCCUGAACUCCGAGCGCCUCCUGGUAAUUUCUCCAAAAGCAAUCGGCGAGGUUCUUACCACCAAAAGCUACGAUUUCGUCAAGCCUGGACAAGUUCGCAACAUCUUGGCAAGGCUCCUAGGAGUUGGAGUCCUUUUGGCGGAGGGCGAGGAGCACAAAAUACAGAGGAAAAACCUCAUGCCUGCAUUUGCAUUCAGACACAUCAAGAACUUGUACCCAGUGUUUUGGGACAAAUCACGAGAGGCCGUGCUGGCUAUGACAGCAGUUGUGAAAGCUGAUUCAUCGAAGGAGGGAGAGUUGCAAGAUGCCAGGAAAGACACUGCAACCUCAAAAGAUACGGUCUUUGACGUGCUCGAAUGGGCUAGCAGAGCAACUUUAGACAUCAUCGGUGUCGCUGGCAUGGGUCAGGAUUUCGGUGCAAUUCGUGACCCCGACAACGCACUCAGUCGUACUUACAGGACAGUGUUCAAACCCACGCCUCAAGCACAGCUUCUUGGACUUCUGAAUCUCUUCCUACCAGCAUGGAUUGUGAGAAACCUCCCCGUUAAGAGGAAUGGCGAGAUCGAGGAAGCUGCGGGCAUUAUCAAGGCUACAUGCAGAAAGCUUAUCCGCUCUAAGAAGGAGAAAUUAGAGAAGAACGAGUUGACCGAUGUCGAUAUCCUCAGUGUAGCAUUAGAAAGUGGCGGCUUUACCGAGGAGAACCUUGUCGAUCAGCUCAUGACCUUUUUAGCUGCUGGACACGAAACGACGGCGACCGCGAUGACUUGGGCAAUAUACUUGCUCUGUCUGCAUCCAGAGGUGCAAACUCGCCUACGUCAAGAGAUCAGAGAGAAGCUCCCCAGCAUUGAAGAAGAUGUAAGUGUUGAUAGCCAGCAGAUCGACCACAUGCCCUACUUGAGCGCGGUCUGCAACGAAGUCCUUCGGUGUUACCCCCCUGUACCACUCACCCUCCGAGAAGCUGCGCAUGACACCACGAUUUGUGAUCAGUUCGUACCGAAAGGCACUCGAGUGACCCUCGUUCCCUGGGCCAUCAACAAAUAUGAAGCAAUAUGGGGACCAGACGCUAAAAAGUUCAACCCGGAACGCUGGAUGCCAUCCGAGGACAACCCACACAGUGCCAAUGGCGGCGCAUCAAGCAAUUAUGCAUUUUUGACUUUCUUGCAUGGGCCAAGGAGCUGUAUCGGAUUGGGAUUCGCCAAGUCGGAAUUUGCCUGCUUGCUGGCUGCGUGGAUCGGGAGAUUCGAAUUUUCUCUGAAUGAUGAGAGGGAAUAUGAUGAGAAGAAUAUGGUAAUCAAAGGGAAUGUUACGGCGAAGCCAGCAAAUGGCCUGCAUGUCAAAGCUAAGGUAGUUGAAGGAUGGUAA
This is a messenger RNA of Amorphotheca resinae ATCC 22711, 1623 nucleotides long. RefSeq lists its product as hypothetical. Bases 1 to 1623 code for a protein of 540 amino acids. The transcript has 2 exons. The record is from RefSeq and is a predicted model, not a curated record. NCBI's taxonomy places the organism in Eukaryota, Fungi, Ascomycota, Leotiomycetes, Helotiales, Amorphothecaceae. Gene Ontology annotation, molecular function: iron ion binding; monooxygenase activity; oxidoreductase activity, acting on paired donors, with incorporation or reduction of molecular oxygen.